Cutaneotrichosporon cavernicola is the source of this 3075-nucleotide messenger RNA. RefSeq lists its product as uncharacterized. Bases 1 to 3075 code for a protein of 1024 amino acids. Gene Ontology annotation, cellular component: nucleus. The record is from RefSeq and is a predicted model, not a curated record. Lineage: Eukaryota; Fungi; Basidiomycota; Tremellomycetes; Trichosporonales; Trichosporonaceae. Gene Ontology annotation, biological process: subtelomeric heterochromatin formation. The transcript is spliced from 8 exons.
AUGCCGCUUCUCAAGCGCAAGCCGGUGCACAUGCACCCCCUCCCAUCCCUAUCCGCCAUCGUGCAGCCCAUAAACGCGACCCAUGCAGAGUCACUCAACGCGUCCGCACCGGGAUCGGAGACUCACGACCAGCACCUCAAGGACUCCAACGACGACGAGACGCAGCUCGACAAGCUUAUGUCAGUCCUUCAAGACCCAACACUUUCCGCACCCAUCCCAAAGAACCCGCGCGCAAGCCUGCAGGCCAACGGCGCACCGAAUGGUGCCGGGCAACCUCCACCAGCGCAUGGUGGGCCAGUCCCGGGAUACCGCGUCAAGAAUGUCGACUGCUUCUACCUCCCAGAGACAGGCGAGAUCUUCUUGGAUUACGAGACGUAUGCACAGCGGCGCGCAUUCUACGACCAGCAGGUAUUCCAGUGUGAAGUAACCGGCAAGUCGGCGCUGUCGUACUUUGACGCGCUGUACAAUGAGCAGCGCGAGGUCAAGCAGCUCCAUGCGCGCUUCCCGCGACCGUUGAAGAAGGCCGUCUUACAGUCGGUCCACUUCCAGGUCGAGGGCAAGCUCGACACGCUGGCCGACAAGGUCCACGACCGCUUCCUGAACCGCUUCUUUGAUGAUGAGAAGGUCUUUGUCGAUGUCCAGGGCGACAAGUACCUCGCGCGUGUCGUCAAGACAUUCCCGCCAAAGGACUUGAAACCCCCACCGGGCGGCUCCCCGUUCCACCCGUACGCCAUGGACCUCAACAUGGAGCCAGAGGACGUGACUGAGGUCGACGACCCUAUGAAAUACUUCUACCAGGUUCGCCUGAUUGAAGAGGGUGGUGAGGGCGAGCACGCCGACAGCCCACAAGAGAAGGAGGGUGACGAAAAGUGGGGCGGCAGUGUGAUGGAGGUGCAGGCGGACAAGAUUUCGCGUGAUCGCAUCAACUACUCGCGCGCAAUGCUCAAGCGCUUUAUUCGCGACUGCGUGAGCCGCGACGCUGCCAUCUACUCGCCGUGGAUUGUGAAGAAACCCAUCGCAUUAAAGUACGGGCUUCCCACCGAGAUGACGGACGAGCUUCGAGCGGCGAUUAUCGCACACCGUGAAGCCCAGAUGGACCGGCGAAAGCGCGACCGCGAGGAACGACUAGGCAUCACACACGACGACGAGGACACCGAGUCAGAGCAGCCGGCCAAGAAGAAGCGCUCCAGCAAGGGCCUCAGCAAGGAGGACCGCGAGCGCAUCAAGCAGGAGGAGAAGGAGGCUGAGGCGAAGGAGCAGGAGGAGGUCAAGAAGAAGGUGUCGCGCGGCAUCAAGUAUCCCAUUGAGGACUUCCUCUUGGAGUACCAGGAGAAGGACAAGCAGGCAGGCCGGAUCGAGGUCAAACCCGUGCCAAACCGUGACCUGCCGUUUGGCGAGCACUUUGAAAAGUUCCUCAUGGUGUGGAGUUUCAUGAACGUCAUGGGCAAGCCGCUCGGGCUCUCGUCAUUCACAAUAGACGAUUUUGAACAGUCACUCUACCAUAAUGACCAGUGGACGACCGCCCCACCACUACUCGUCGAGAUCCACUCGGUGCUCCUCAAGGCACUCGCUAACGACCUCAAAGCCGGCAACGAGCCAGUACUCCCCUUGCAGUACACGGGUAUCGUGCCGGAGAACGACAUCGACUACUGGGAGGGCACCAAGGGCGCGACGGCUGAGACUCUGCGGCCAGUAGUCGGGCCCAUGGCCGAGUCGUGGGCCAAGAAGGACCUGUUGUUCCGGGACGGCCGCAAGGGGUGGGAGCAGGUGCUCAUCGGUUGUUUGUGGGAACGCGCGACGCUCGAGUCAUUCCCAAGCUAUCUCGACCUCGUCCUGUUCCUCACGUUCGAGAACAAGCCCGCGCCUACGCGACCAACAUGGUCCACUGGCCCGACCCAGAACACGGCCUCUGGCCUGAUACCCGCCAAGGUGGAGAAGCGAUACAACCAAAUGCACUUUACGCAGAAGCUAGACAUCAUCGACUUCCUCAUUGAGCUCGUGGCGCAGACGGGGGUCGUGCGCGACUUUAUGGAGGACGCGACGGCGGAGCUCACUGAGGUCCGCAAGAAGCAGCAGGAGGCGCGCCGCGACUAUAAGCGGGUGCAGGCGGAGCGGGAAGCGCUGGAGCCCAAGGACGAGAAGAAGGACGACGAGGACGGCGAGGCCGGCGAGGCCAAGGACGAGCCGUCCGAGAGUCGGCUUGCGUCGCCGAAUGGGCUUGUGAACGGCACCGCGACGAACACGGAGCACGACGAGCUCGACUCGGCAGCAGGCGACGAUAGCCCAUCGCGCAUCUCCUCCCCCAUGCCAGAGCGGGUAAACACAGCUGCGUCGCGGCGGCGGGCUAUGCGGGAGCGUGCAGCUGAACGCGAGGCCGAGGAGGCGAUGAAAGCCGCGGCCGCCGCCAAGGAACGACAAGAAGUCAAGGCUGCGCGCGCAGAGGCGCGACAACUCGCUACGGACCGCAAGCGGCUCGAGGACGAGGAAGCCGCUCUCAAGAUUAAACUGCACGAGAUUGAGCGUGACUUCCGGCGGCAUCUGUACACGCUACGCGCGCGUCCACUCGGCGUGGACCGGUAUCAUAACCGCGUCUGGUGGCUCGACGGGCUUGGCAGCGCGCCCCUCUUAAAUGACGGCAAGAUCGUAUGGGGCACGGGCCGGCUGUACAUUCAAGGCGCGGAGGACUUGGACAUUGAGCUGAGUCGCCGUGCGCUGCCACACGCAACUCAGGGGCUUGGUGUUGAGAAAUCUGCGGCCGAGAUCGCGGACAAGCGCGCAAAAGAGGAGGGCGAGGCCAAGCUGGCUCCAGGCGAGUGGGCUGUCUACGAUACGCCGGAACAGUUGCACGAGUUGUUCAACUGGCUCAAUCCGCGAGGAAGGCGAGAACUAGACUUGCAUCGUACGCUCAAGAUGUGGUGGACCGAACUUGAGGGCGGGUUCCACCGCCGCUGUAUCCAGAUGGGCCUCGAGGCCGCCACGGAGGAGCCUAUGCAACGACGCACACGCCGCAUCGCGGGGGAGGAGGACAGGGAGGGGUACAUGAGUUGGAGGAACAAACGCGCCACGGGCAAGUAA